Messenger RNA from Hippocampus comes (tiger tail seahorse), 4569 nucleotides. RefSeq lists its product as uncharacterized. The coding region runs from base 425 to 1714 and encodes 429 amino acids. The transcript is spliced from 11 exons. Gene Ontology annotation, cellular component: nucleus. Lineage: Eukaryota; Metazoa; Chordata; Actinopteri; Syngnathiformes; Syngnathidae. The record is from RefSeq and is a predicted model, not a curated record. Gene Ontology annotation, biological process: regulation of gene expression. Gene Ontology annotation, molecular function: DNA binding; POU domain binding.
GAAAUCACACCUAUCGUGAAUUUCUGGAAUAGUUUGAAGUUGGAACGAUGAGAACGAUUAAAAGGAAAAUGUGAAAGUAGGAGCAGUCAAUAAAUGUGUGAGGUAUGAUAGAAGUAGAUAACGAAAGCAAACGGCCUAGAGUGUCAUAUCACGGGCUCGGCAGUCACACAAUUACACGUGACCGAAUUCAGGAAAUUGGCGGAAUUAGAAACUGUUGUGGUCGGUUUAUGAAACCCAUGAGCAACGUAUCGGUGGGCGUGGUUAGUGUCACAUUACCAGGUAGGCGUAGUAUUUGUCAACAAACCAAAAGUGGAGGACGUUUAGACUCACGCGGUUUUGUGUAGGCAUUUGACGGAAGGUUUCAUUUUGUCUCACAGUUCAUUUUUCAUCGUAUAAAGAAGUUUGUUUUUAAAAGUGGGCCAAGAUGAGAGGACGUUCUAAAAGACUGGAGGACAAAGAGCGAGUGCACGGAAGAGCCAACAGCGGCGCGCAUCCACUUUCUGAGCCCUGCAAAGCUGAAGCACACGCAGCAACCUCCGAUGCAGCUGCCUCCGGCGUUUGCGCCCAGGAGGCGGCCGACUGGGAAACAGCUCCAAAGCACUGCAGUCAAGAUACAAAGAAGGUCUACCUUGGAGUACGUGUUAAGAUGCCUGUCAAAGAUCUGCUUCGUAACAUCCGUAUAGCCCAGGGCAGGGACCCCCAAGAUCCUCAGCCGAGCCUGCACAGCAAACGAGUACAAGGGGAUAAGAAGCGAUUUAAAACUCGCACAAGAAAUCGAACAAGCAAGAGAAAACGCCCCACCAGUAGCCUGGAGGAGCUAGCAAUCAUCGUUGAGGUGCUAGAGGAGGAUCUGAGGACAGGCACCACAAACAGUUCCACAAUCCAAAUGUCCUCCCCGAGCUCACCAGUAUCUCCUGAGUUCACUUUUGAGUCAAAUGGUACAGGUUACAUGAGUGACGAGUCCGAUGAAAUCAUCCCCAGCCCCCCUUCCCAUACAAUCUACUCACCCGGGAUCGUUGAGUACCACCAAAGCCCACGCCCUCCUGGCUUCGUGACCACAAGUUUUCAGCCCAUGUGGACAGGAGACAGUUGGUACGCUAACUGCACAAUGAGAGGCUCUGAGUUCUUUUGGGCACAGUUGCAGAAGGAGGAGAUCCAGCUGAGGUACAUCUCUGAUGAAGCACUGUUGGCCACUGACCAACACGGCCAAACGGCUCUCCAUAGUGUGGCGAGUGAUGGCAGGAGGGUGCUGGCCUACGCGAUUGCGAAAAGGAUGGCUGCACUCAACAGCUUGGACUUAAAAGACUCUGAUGGAAUGACCGCUCUCCUCCUCGCAGCCAAACACAACCAUCACCUGAUAGUCGAAGAUCUGAUCAAUUUAGGUGCGCGUGUCAGUGAAAGGAACAACUCAGGAAAAUCCUGCCUUCACCUCAGUGCUGAGAAAGGCUUCAUCCGAGUGCUUGAGGUUCUGAAACGCGUUAUGCUGGAGGGUGUGUACAUUGAUGUUGAAGCAACCGAUAAGUAUGGAAUGAGUGUUCUUCAGUGUGCUUCAGUGGCCCUCAAGGCGACGUUGCAGCAAUUGGAAUUGAGCAAGAACCUCAGUCAAACUGGACUCCACAUGCUCCGCAAAGAACAGCUUCUAGAGACCCUGGAGUGUUUACUGCAAAUGGCCAGUUACUCUCAUGUCAUGGGGACCUGGGGUAUGAACGCCUAAGCCGCAGCAUGUCAGCUCAGUAAAGACCCGACAGUAAUGUUCUGAGUAUGAACAGGCUUGGUUUGUGGGAGACCAUCAAGUGUCUUCUCUCACGAAUCCAGUACUGUUACGUAAUGCAUCUAAGGUUGUGUAAAUUCCUUUUUUUAAGAUCUUCACAAAGUUUAGGUGCCCAUUAGAUGGUUUCUGUGAAACUUCAUUGUUUGUUACGUUUGAGUAGCAACUUGCCUUCAGUGUGUGGUCCACUUUUAUAAUCCUAUGGAAAGUUGCUUGUAUUAUGCUGUCUAGCUUGAUGGGAUAUGUUGGUGUACUAUGUGCUGUAUUCGGCUCAGGUUACAAAUCCAUGACCAAGUAAAACUAAAGGAUAUGUUUAUUUGUAUAAACACCAAUGCUCCUCCAUGCACGCACCAAACAAACAAACUCCUACAAAGAAUGGAUGAGCGCCAUCACAGACAACAAUUUGUUUGUCAUCAGCAGACAAUUAACUUGCCUACCUAAAUACACAUACCGGUAAUUGAACUUGUGUUACCAGCUAGGACAGUUGUGGACAUUUUGCAAUGGUAUUAAAUUACUGUUAGCUGACUUGACGGUAAUGUGAUUGUGCUACUCUAAACAUAGCCCAAUCCAAUGUCAUUGUCUGUUUGUGUCAGUUUCCACCAUUUCCAUCUUGAUAUACAGUAGUGAUAAUCAUUUUAUAACCAUGAUAAGUGGAUCAAGAUCAUACUUAAAUAUGAAAGGGCAUGAUAUAUUGUGUGUUGAAAAUUUGUGUUGGGGAACUCUGUUACUUUAUAUUUGUUUUGAGAUGGCGUGUUUCAUGCAGGCACUUUGGGCCAAAUUCUCUUGUGUGCACGAGUUUGAAAAGUGCACAGCUUGCACGCUUUUCUGGCUGCGUGCAUUCUGCCAUGGACAUAAGCACUUUUCUUCUUCCUCACUCCAGAGGCUGUAGUAAGUCUAGCGCCUCGUGAAGGUGAAACAUCGUGUUGCAUGUUUUGAUGGUGUUAACGACCCGGCAACUGCUUCCUCACGCCGACAGCGUGGUACACAACUGGCCGAAACCACUCAGUGACAUUCACUGACUGCCUAAUGGCCGUAUGUCUGUCCUUACCACAUUACUCUGAUGGCCGAACAUCAUCAUAACAUAUUCAUUUAACUCAUUCAAUGCCAGACGUUCUAUAGCCUCCUAUAGCCUCUCACGUGAAAAAAGACAAAAAAAACGAUGUAGUUGGGAUUUAAAUCUUUCUACGUGAUUUUUUUUUUUUCGGCUUCAAACCUGCAACUGCCAGCUUGGAGUUUCUUUUUUUUUUAAUGAAAGCGCGAUUACAACAAGUACAGUCAUUGUAAUGGCAAAAUGAUGAGUUAGAUCAUUAAUCGUUUUUUGAUUCCCUUAUAUGCCGGUCAUCAUCUUUGUUGAAGUGACAUGGCGCAAGAUCUAUAGAACGGCAGGAACAUCCACCGUCUUACUGCUGCACCGCCAAACAUGCAUUCAGUCAUUAACACAGUAUCCUCAUUAAAAUACUUGGAUUCAUUUCGCGGCCCGGUGGUCGACUGGUUAGCGUGUCGGCCUCAUAGUGCAGGGUGCAGGGUUCGAUUCCGGCUCCGGCCUCCCUGUGUGGAGUUUGCAUGUCCUCCCCGUGCCCACAUGGGUUUUCUCCGGGUACUCCGGUUUCUUCCCACAUUUCCCAAAACAUGCCUGGCAGGUGAAUGGUAAACUAAAUUGUCCUUACAUGUGAGUGUGAGAGCAGAUGGUUGUCUGUCUGUGUGCCCUGUGAUUAGCUGGCAACCGGUUCAGGGGGUCCCCUGCCUACUCCCCGAAGACAGCUGGUAUAGACUCUGGCACGCCCCUCGACCCUAAGCGGAUCAGAAAAUGGAUGGAUGGAUGGAUGGAUGGAUUUCAUACUGAAUAGAAACUGCUUUCCCACAAGUAGUGUGUUUGACAAAGCGAUGUGCACCUCCCACUGGCCGCUACGUAACGUACGGUCUAUUUUUAUCUUUAAAGUGUCCUAAAUUGUUUAAAUGGAUUUGAAUGACAUUCACAUGUCUCAGGAAAACUCCAUGCACUUUGAUUUACAGCCAAGCUCAGACUUAAGUGAGUCACGCCUCUUUGAGGUUGCGCACAAUUUCCCAAGGUGUGUCAGAAGUCUGGAUGGAAGAAUGCACAUGCCAGGCACAGGCACGUUUAUUUAAAAAAAAAAAAAAAAAAGUCUUGCAUGUAGACGGUAGAAUAUAGCCCUUGGUGAAUUGCUUUUCAUUUAUGUCACAUUUUACUAUUUCAUCGGGAAGUGUAUAUUUUUUACUCAUUUACAACUGUUAAACAGUUUUUCAAGCCUCGCUUUUAGAUCACGAGAAACACUUUUUACUCUACAACUGUUAUUAUAAUUCCUGUAUGUCGUCAAAUAUAUUCCAGAGGCAUUUCUCCUGUGCUAUUAUUACGGUGUCUGCCUCAAAUACAACAACCUGAUAUUACUUUCUGAUCUUUUGUCAUGUCUUCAAUUGUAUCUGUAUUUGUGCAUAAUGAUUAAUACUAUAACUACAAGUUGCUUCUUUUUCUGAUUUUAUGCCAAAUAUUUGCGGAUGUUCUGAAUACGUGUGCUUUGUCAUUGGCACGAAGCAUAAAGAGAAAGAGCCCUUUGACAAAAAGGGACUUACAAAUAACUGUUGAUUUUGGGAUGAUUUGAUGGUAGAGCCGAAUUGGCAAGGCUAGUAUUGAGACAUUUAUGUGGGAGAUGUGAAAAUACAGCAUUUUGUGCUCUGCACUAUAAGGUGCUUCCAUGUGACAAAGACUCUCUGUGGCGAUGUGCGAAUAUAACUGUGCAUUGCCAUCUUUGAGAACGAAAUAAAGGCAACAUAUUAUCCAAGUC